AUAACUAGUGCUGAAGUUGUGUUUGAGCAACAAUCUUGUGACUGAGCUCACAGAGAACAGGUCGUUUCACGUGGGGCUUUUAUCGUCGUGGUUGUAACUUGAAGGGAAACGCAGCUGAACACAGGAAUGGGAGUUUUCACCUGAUCUCUGAUUGGACCCCGGUGACUCACUGCAGCUCCAGGGAAGGGUGUCAUGUCAGGGAACACAUUUCCCUUCACAUCCACGACACUGCGCUCUCUGAGACUGGAGCAGGAUUUUCAGGACUGGGAGAAUGCUCGACGAGCGUUGGCCCAGAGGAGGGCCCUGACCCGGGCCCCGCUGCCCCGAGCUCCGAGGCCUCCUCCCAGGGAGCAGCAGCGGCUCCAGGAAGUCCGGGCCCCUCUGCCCCAGGUCCGCUGUAGGGACACGGCCAUCCACAACACCUUCAUGUUUGGAGACAUGAGGGGAGUGUAUGCGGUGCUGAAGGACCCAGGGAUGGUCAACGCCCUGAUGGAGACGGUGCAGGAGGAGAUGGUGUGGACUCCAGAGAUGGGCAUGUGGACGCUGAGCUCCAGGGUGAAACAGACCUCGGCGUUACGUCUGGCUGCCAGCAGAGGACACGCCGGCUGUGUGGAGGAGCUGCUGUUUCGUGGAGCCGAGGUGAACGACGACCCCGGAGGCCACAGCGCCCUCCACGACGCCUGCAUAGGCGGCCACGCUGUGUGCGUCAGGCUGCUGCUGUCCCAUGGAGCAGACCCUGAGGGUUUGACUGCAGACGGCAGCGCUCCUCUUCACCUCUGCAACUCUGCACAGUCUCUCCAGUGUGCCGAGUUGCUGUUAGAUGGAGGUGCAGAGGUCGACGUGAGGAUGGGGGAGUCAAGGCUCACACCUCUGCACGUGGCGGCUCGGCGAGGCCUGGAGGAGCACGUGGAGCUCUUCCUGACCCACAGGGCGGACGUGCUGGUCACGAACAGAGAGGGGGAGACCCCUCUGAACGCCGCUUGCUCUGUAGCCGAGAGGCCGUCCGAGUCCGGCCGCUACCUCAGAGUGAUUCAAAUGCUGCUGGACGCAGGAGCUGACCCCAGAACUGCGGGCAGGAAGCAGCACACACCCCUGCACAACGCCUGCGCCAACUGCUGCUCCAGGAUCGUAGACGUCCUCCUGCAGCACGGAGCAAAGGUUAACGUCGAAAACUGUGCAGGAUUCACACCGAUGGACUGUCUGCUGCAGGUGGUGGAAGAUUACUUGGACCAGCAGCCAGAAGAAGUGGCACGAUCCCUUCUCAACCACGGAGCCAAGACCGUUUCACCAAAGAUGCUGAAGCAGUGUGUCCUCUCUCCUGCCACCCUGGAGGUGAUGCUGAACUCGUACACGUCCGUCCCUCCCUGUGAAUGGAUUGACGCCGUGUCUGAUGACAUAAAUGAGGACCAUCGGCCUUUCUUCAAGCUGGUGCGUCAGCGGAGCGGCCAGCCUCGCUCUCUGCAGCAUCUGUGUCGAUGUGCUCUACGCCUGCACCUCGGGGCCCGGUGUCGCUCUGCAGUCAGUAAACUGGACAUUCCCAGCUCUGUGAGGGAUUAUGUGCUGCUGUGUAAUGACGGGACGCUCAACUGACUUUGUGUUGAAUGAUCUUAACAGGGUGGUGCUCUGACAUGUACGGAUAAAAACCUGUUUCGGUUAAUCUAUCUUUUUUAAUCCAACACACGUUUUUUUGGAGUGUUUUUAAUGUGACUGUUGUUUGGACAGUGUAUCAUUUGAAAAAGUAUACUAAUUUUAUGUGUAAUGUCUGGAUGAAAAUACAAGCAACUUUACCACCUCAUGAA
Messenger RNA from Hippoglossus stenolepis (Pacific halibut), 1799 nucleotides. RefSeq names its product ankyrin repeat and SOCS box containing 16 (gene asb16). The transcript is spliced from 7 exons. Gene Ontology annotation, biological process: negative regulation of delayed rectifier potassium channel activity; protein localization to ciliary inversin compartment; neuronal action potential. The coding region runs from base 193 to 1590 and encodes 465 amino acids. Gene Ontology annotation, cellular component: synapse; axon initial segment; ciliary inversin compartment. Gene Ontology annotation, molecular function: transmembrane transporter binding. The record is from RefSeq and is a predicted model, not a curated record. Lineage: Eukaryota; Metazoa; Chordata; Actinopteri; Pleuronectiformes; Pleuronectidae.